Iphiclides podalirius (scarce swallowtail) is the source of this 405-nucleotide messenger RNA. Lineage: Eukaryota; Metazoa; Arthropoda; Insecta; Lepidoptera; Papilionidae. The record is from the annotation of a GenBank genome assembly.
AUGCGACACGUAACAUCUUACGUACGUGAGCAAGUAUACGACGCCGAUUACACGUUUUCGUUUCUUGAGAGAUCCAAUUUUGACGAUAAAAAGGAGGCUAAAUCUUCGAGUCCGUACUUCUCCUAUUUCUCCCCGCCGAACGUCAUAUUAAAGCAGUCCAAUGAACCGACCGCUUGGAAAACUCCACGGUCGAGAUGCGAUGACGGUCCUAACGCGAAGGUAAAGAGAGAAGACAGCUUAAAGAGGCACUGUAAGACCCAGAGGCCACGGCAUCACUCUAGAGACUUGUUUGAAUCGCAAUCCCAGGACGUGGACGAGGAUCUUAAGUCCUUUGAUUGGAAACCCAUUCCUGACGGAAAUAUUAUUAAAAGGGUAAGGGAAAAAUGCUUCGGACGCUCAGACUUU